CUCACGAUUACCGGCCCAAGAAAGCGCCACUCCCCUCGAAUGGCGGGCACCGCCGCCGCCGCUGCCUCUUCCUCCUCUCCGAUCUCCGCUCGCCGCACCAUUUCCCCGGCUCCUCCUGCUCCCCACCGCCGCCGCUUCUUGCCGACUACUAGGCAGCUGUGCUCCAUGCCUCGAGAAACCAAGGUUAAUCUAUAUCCACUUAUCAAAAUGCUGAGCCCUUGCUGUCAGAAUGUGUGUUCGCCGAUAUUGACAAGCAAGCUGCUCUGCUGGUGGAUUAGAUAUGUCGUUCAGGAAGCUCGAAGCUGUCUCACAUGGUCGGUCUGCCUGCUGCCAACAGUCACCAGUCAGUCCUGGGAGCAGCCUCUUCCUGGGCCGGUUUUUUCACGUGGUCUAAUUUUGACAUACCUAUUGGGCUGGGCCGGGCCGAAGUAGAAUUUUCCGUGGACCGGAGCUAUUUCCCCCCACUAUAAAAUGGACUCGAACAGCGAUCGGCCCAAGGCCAGGGAAAAGCUUCCUCCCGCUACACCACCGUUCCAACUGCUCGGCGCCUCGGCCUCGCCGCGGACGCCAUUCCCGCCGCUCGCCCGCGCCCCGCCACGCCCGAAUCGAGUCCACGCGAUGGGGAAGGAGGAGAAGGGAGCGAGGGCAGCAGAGAUGGACAGCAGCCUUGGCAAAGCCCGACUCCUGGAGGCCACGGAUUCUGUAUGUGGUGGCGCGGAGGCAGAUGUCACCAGCGAUGCUAGCAAUGAGUGUGAGCACUUCUACUUUGAUACAGAGGAAAUGUACAAGUUCUCAGAUACUAUCAAGCGCUUGAAGGCCAACCCACAGUGCAUGGAUUGCAAGGCCCCCAAUGGGAAGCUGACGCUCGAGGAAACGAAGUCUCGUUUCGUGAUGUGCUCGUGCUGCAGCCAGUGUUUCUGCGCCGGGUUGGUGACCAAUGAGGAGGGUCCAAUGAGCCAGAGCCACGCACGGAGCCAUGCCAACUCAAAAGAAUGUCACCCGGUUCCAGUUGUUCUGUGGAUAGAUCAACCCGAUGCUGCUUACUGCUUUCAGUGUGACCACAGUUUGAGCCUCAAAGUGAUUGCCUCAGCGGCACGUGCUCAUGAGCCCUAUGUUAUCAGAGGGAUGCAAAAUGAAGGGUACACGUGCUUUGUGAAUGCAUUGGUGCAGUGCCUCCUUGCACUUGGUAAGCUGCGGAUGUGGAUGUUUGGUCCUGAUGCUCCAAUGGGGCCCCUUGGUGUGGCACUGAAGGACCUCUUUGUGGAGACAACGGCUGGGAAGGAUGCAGUAGCACCGCUGAACCCAGCUAAACUCUUGGGCAUAGGCGCAUUGAAUGCGAAGUACAAAGACCGUAGUCAGCAAGACAGCCAAGAAUUGCUUCUCGAUCUGCGUUAUGGUUUGAAUGAGGAGGAGCUGCUGAAGAUGCCUCCUUACAUGCAGGAUGUUCCCACAGUUGUUGAAUCCAUUUUCCAGGGUCAGGUGUCUGAAACCUUGACCUGCAAAACUUGCUCAGAAGCGUCGCUUAAGACAGUAUCAUUCUGUGAGCUCUCACUGACAAUGCCACCAGACGGGUAUCCAACCAAAAGUGAAGCACCACAAAGGAGUGGCAGAAAGGCAAGGAAAGGUAUUAGAGACCUAUUUCAACAAAUUAGGGAUGAGAGUAAGUUCACAUGCUCCCAUUCUGAAAAACUUGUACAAGUUGAUAGCAUCUGGAUGCAUAAUGUUGUUUUUGCAGAUAAACAUAAGAGCGCAGAUGAACAUAAGAUAGAUUCUCUUCCAUCAAUUGAGGAGUGCCUGGAAUAUUAUUUUGAAAAAGAGGCCGUGAUAAGGAGCUGUGAUAGCUGUGCCAAGCAUGAGGAGCCAAGCACCAGCCCAAGAAAAGUUGGUGGGCAGAUGAUGGCAAGCAUCAAGAAAAGAUGGUUGGCAGAUUGGGUCCAAACUGAACGUGACCACAGAAAAGCAAAGAGUGACUUGUUCGGUGCGCAUGAUAACCAAAAUGCCAGCACACUAAAUGUGGGAGAAGCCCCAAAUGAGCAGAAAGGCAUACAUGCAGAUAAAACGCUUGUUCUUAGCAAGCUGCCACCUGUACUAACUCUUCAUGUGGUGAGAUUUGAGGGCAAGGAUAAGAGACCGGGACAUGUGAAGUUUGAGGAAAAUCUUGAUGUAGGAAAAUAUCUGGACCCCAGGUCUGAGGACAAAAAUCAUGCCAGAUAUCGUCUAGUUGGUGCCAUUGAGCAUUUUGGGAACUCCUUGAAGGAGGGCCACUAUGUCGCUUAUGUGAGAGGAAGCAGGACUGGAACAGAGCAGCAGCAGAGCAGCGGCUCUUCCACAUGGUUUUGGGCAAGUGACUUGACCAUCAGAGAAGUCCCGCUAGCCAACGUUCUCAAGUGUGAGGCCUACCUUCUUUUCUAUGAGAGGAUAGAAGAUUGAGACAUGUAUGGCAGUAUGUCCAAGUAAUCGGAAGAGCAAUCACAAGGGAUUGGUGAACAUGCUUUAGUUGGCCAAGGAUCCAGUCAGUGUAACACUACCAUUGAGACUCUUGCUCAAGUCCAUUCGUGUUGCUUUUGGCGAGGCAUCACGGGGCUUCUGACCUACUGCAGCAUGUACUCAGUUGGGGAGAUUAUCAGCUCAUCUGGUCAUACACAUUCAGAGCUGCUUUCUUUUUGUCCUUUUAUUAGGGGUCUAACUAGGAAGAGAGUAGGAGCUAGCUGUGACAACACAGGCCUUGUCCUGGUUUUGUUGGAUGGUACUCAAUCUUACAUGCUCAUGCUUCACAGUUAAUGAUGUGUUGAAGCAUCUGCGGCAUGAUAGAUGUAUUUUCUUCAUUCUGUGGCUCCAGCCAGCGUAAGUUGAUUGGCUAUGGAAGCUUUUCCUUGUUUUGUGAAUGGUUGCAGAGUUUUUUUUUCCUUUUUGGUUGCCUAGGAAGAUGAUGAUGGAAGGCAUUCUGGUGUUACUGAUUGAACAAGAUGACCUAGUUUUGGUGUU
Molecule: messenger RNA, 2985 nt
Organism: Setaria italica (foxtail millet)
Lineage: Eukaryota; Viridiplantae; Streptophyta; Magnoliopsida; Poales; Poaceae
Product: ubiquitin carboxyl-terminal hydrolase 2
Exons: 7
Coding region: 472-2430 (652 amino acids)
Biological process (GO): protein deubiquitination
Cellular component (GO): cytosol; nucleus
Molecular function (GO): cysteine-type deubiquitinase activity; cysteine-type endopeptidase activity; zinc ion binding
Source: RefSeq, a predicted model, not a curated record